GGACACGCCGCACCGUGUCUCCUGUCGUGUGAGUUGAACCGACCGACAUGCAACUGAUUUCAGCGGCUUCGUGAUGAGUUAACGCGUUAGAAAAAAACACCUGACAAGUUGAGUUUUCACUAAGAUGAGAGGAGUGUGCCUGCUGUCAGCAGAGAGGAGUGAACCUGCCGUGGAGAAAAGCUAACCCACUAAUGGCCUGCCAGUCUGUCGUUGCAGUCAUGGACGAGCAGGCCCUGCUGGGACUCAACCCCAAUGCCGACGCCCGCUACAGACAGAGGGCUAUGGCCUACUUUGAGCAGCUGAAGGAGUCUCAGGACGCUUGGGAGGUGUGUGCUGAGGCCCUCGCUAAAGGCAUUUAUAAUGACGACCACGUGAAGUUCUUCUGCUUCCAAGUUUUGGAGCAUCAGAUUAAGUUCAGACAUGCUGGUCUGAGUGCUGUUCAGCAGCAGCUCAUCAGAGAGACUCUGAUGAAGUGGCUCCAGUGUCAGCUGAUGAACACUCAGCCUGAGAAGCCCUUCAUCAGGAACAAGGCAGCUCAGGUGUUUGCUCUCACCUUCAUCAUGGAGUAUCUGACUCUGUGGCCAAAGUUCUUCUUCGACAUCCUGUCACUGGUCGGUUUGAACCCUCAUGGUGUCGACAUCUACCUGCGAACACUCAUGGCCAUCGACGCAGAGGUGGUUGACCGAGACAUCCUACACUCCCCUGAGGAGACUCGUAGAAACACCUUAAUCAAAGACACUAUGAGGGAGCAGUGCAUCCCAAACCUGGUGGAGUCCUGGUUUCAGAUCCUGCAGACAUACCAGCAGUCCCACCCAGAGCUAACCUGCCAGUGUCUGGAGGUGGUUGGAGCCUACGUAUCUUGGAUUGACCUCAACCUCAUCGCCAAUGAUCGGUUUGUGAAUCUGCUGCUGAGUCAGAUGUCUGUGGAGGAGCUCAGAGAGGAGGCCUGUGACUGUCUUUAUGAGAUCAUCAAUAAAGGGAUGGAUCCUGUGGAUAAAACCAAGCUGGUAGAGUCUCUGUGCCAAGUGCUGCAGUCUGUAGGCUUCUUCAAUGUGGAGCAGGAGGAGGACGUGGACUUCCUGGCCAAGUUCUCCCGUCUGGUUAACGGGAUGGGGCAGAGUCUGGUGCUGAGCUGGACCAAGCUGGCCAAAACUGGCAACGUGAAAGCUACCGCAGAGACACUACAGGCUAUGGAGGCCAAAGUGCCUCUGUUACUGCAGCUGCUGGUGCAUGAGGACGAUGACAUCUCUGCAAACAUUAUCGGAUUCUGCUACGAAUACCUGCAUGUGCUCAAACAGCUUCCCCAGCUGACAGACCAGCAGAAAACAAACAUAGAGGCAAUAAUGCUCGCCGUCAUGAAGAAACUGACGUAUGAUGAUGAGUACAACUUUGAAAAUGAGGGUGAGGAUGAAGCAAUGUUCGUGGAGUACAGGAAGCAACUGAAGAUGCUGCUGGACCGCUUGGCUCAGGUGUCUCCUGAGCUGCUGCUGGAGGCCGUACGACGGGUCUUCACCAACACCAUGCAGAAUUGGCAGACUGCUCCAUUCAUGGAGGUGGAGGUGGCCAUCCGGCUGUUGUACAUGCUUGGCGAGGCUCUGCCUGCGUCUCACGGUGCUCAUUUCUCUGGAGACACGGCGAAGGCGAGCGCCCUCCAGGACAUGAUGAGGACGCUGGUGUCCUGUGGUGUCAGCAGCUACCAACACACCUCAGUGGCUCUUGAGUUUUUUGAAACAGUUGUUCGAUAUGAUAAAUUCUUCAUUGUGGAGCCUCAACACAUUCCCAGUGUUUUGAUGGCGUUUCUGGACCAAAGAGGACUGAGACAUAACAGCCCAAAGGUCCGCAGCAGAGUGGCCUACCUCUUCUCCAGAUUCAUCAAAACUCUGCAUAAACACAUGAAUGCCUUCAUUGAGGACAUCCUGACCAGGAUCCAGGACCUGCUGGAGCUGGCUCCUCCUGAAAAUGGUUUCCCAGCACUGCUGACCAGUGACGAUCAGCUGUUCAUGUUUGAGACGGCGGGCGUUCUGAUCGUAAAUGGCGAGAGUCCAGUGGAGAGGAAGCAGGCAAUGAUGAGGGGCCUGCUGACGCCACUGAUGGAUGCUUUUCGUUUGCUACUUGCCAAACUGCCGCAAGAGACGGAGGAGGAAAGACAGGCUGCCCUCGCUGACUGUCUGAGCCACGCUGUCGGCUUUGCCAGCCGGACCAGUAAGGCGUUCAGUAACAAGCAGACGGUGAAGCAAUGCGGCUGCACCGAGGUCUACAGAGACUGUCUGCAGACGUUCCUGCCUGCGCUGAGCUGUCCUGUCCAGCGGGGGGUUCUGCGGAGCUCUGUGCGCUCAUUCCUGCAUCGAAUGAUCAUCUGCCUUGAGGAGGAGGUGCUGCCCUUUGUCCCCGCUGCCUCUGAGCACAUGCUGAAGGACUGCGAGGCCAAAGACCUGCAGGAGUUCAUCCCACUCAUCAGCCAGAUCACUGCUAAAUUCAAGCAGCAGGUAUCUCCCUUCCUGCAACAGAUUUUCAUGCCACUGGUGCUCGCCAUCUUUGAGGUUUUGGCUCGGCCGGCGGAGGACAAUGACCAGGCAGCUGCCCUGGAGAAACAAAUGCUGAGGAGGAGCUACUUCAGCUUCAUCCAGACGGUCACAGGGAGCGGCAUGAACGAGGUGAUGGCCAACCAGGGUGCAGAGAACAUUGAGCGAGUUGUGUUCACCAUCAUCCAGGGGGCCGUGGACUUCCCUGACCCCAUUGCUCAGAAAACCUGCUUCAUCAUCCUCUCUAAACUGGUGGAGCUGUGGGGAGGUAAAGACGGCAUGGUGGGUUUCCCUGACUUCAUCUACAAACACAUUGUUCCUGCGUGCUUCCUGGCUCCUCUUAAACCGACCUUUGACCUCUCUGAUGCUCAGACAGUACUGACACUGUCGGAGUGUGCUGUCACACUGAAAAUGAUUCAUCUCAAACGGGGACCGGAGUUUAUCCAGUUCUUACAGCAGGAGUAUCUGCCCUCGCUACAGGUGUCACCUGAAAUCUCACAGGAGUUGUGUCAAGUGCUUCAGCAGCCAGAUGUCAAAGUCCUGAAAAACUACAUCAAGGCGUUCUUUCAGCGAGCAAAGCUGUAGGAAAUGAAACUGGAAGUUCAUCAGGACUGAGAGGACACUUCACAGGAAGUGGUUGUACUCGCCACUUAACUACAUCAACAAAAGGACCUUAGCCUAGGAGCUGCUUUUGCACUUAAAAAGUUAAAUGCAUAACAAAGCCCAGUCUGUCAGGAUUGUGGACAGAAGGACGGAUAAAUCCCUCCGAUAAGAAGAGCUGUCCACGAGACAGAAAGGAGCUCCACUGCUGUCCAGUGUCUUUCUGGGAAGUGUGGAGUCAUGUGGAAAGGGCUUUUAGACGUAAACACAGAUCUGUGGGAGAGGACUACCUGUCUAAAACCAUUUAGUAAUCAUCCUAAAACUUUAGGAUUUGUGAGACGAUAGCUUUAUUCUUAUCAAAACCUGUAGGAACCACAUUACAAAUCCUGCUAGAUUUGAGUUCUUUGGAAGUUUUUUGCUGCCACAGAAUGGACGAAAAAUAAGGGCUGCAAUUGUAUUAUUUUUAUUUAAGAUGCGGCAUUGAUGUUUGUUUUUUUUCUUUUUUAUGCAUUGAGGAAUGGAUGGUUGAGUUGUUUUUAGGUUUGGAGUGAAAUAAUAAGUGCUUACAGCCCAAGUCAGUGUGCAUUUUCAUUCAGGUUUAUUGCAAACAUCCAUUUUUUUUUUCCCCUUAAGUUUCCAUUUUAAAUAUCUUUAUGUCACUAUUGCAUCAAUAUUGAUAAAUUUCAUCAGCCCUUGAUUAUGGUUUUGUUAAAAAUGUACACUGAUGUUCAUUAGUCAAUCUUCCAUGACUUUUGUUUUUGGGAACUAGGACUAAUAAUUUGGGCUGUUUUUAUCUUAGACAGAAGAGAAACAAAGUGUAAAUAAGAGAAUAAGAUGAUCAAAAAUGUAAAUAAAUAUCCUAGGUUUAGUUUUUUUUUUUUUAACUACUAUCCCAUCUGUAAAUUAUGGAAGCUCAUUUCUGCCAGAAAAUAAAUGAAAAUAUAGGAAAGAGAACACUGAGUUUUCAUAAUUUUGAUUUAACGUAAUAAUUUUGAUGUAGUGCAUGUCAUAACUGGCUAACGUUUAGUAUCAUACAGUUGUAAUCACUAAAAAGAAAUCUUUCAAACCCUUACCUCAGUAUUACAUUAUUCUGACUUAAAAAGGACUAGAAUCACAGCUGUUGUUACAUUUUUACACAAAGUAGUUCAGCAGAAAAAAAUAGUCCAGUAGUAGAAACACACAAACAAAUGUGUUCAUCCUCCUUAGAAAAAAUUCACAGUAGUUACAGUAACAUCAGUUUGAUUUUCUUUUCUUUUAGAAGUGAUAUUUGUAAUUCUGCUUAAAUGCAAGUCUGUUACAUGAUUAUUUUUUUUAUUUUAUGGCCAAGUCAGUGCCAUUUAGUGCUUAAAUUUAACUUCAACCCUAAUUUUUUGAAUUUUGAUGAGUGUCUUGUAAGUGGGAUUUUUUUUCCCUUUUUUUGUGGUUUUUAUGUUUUGACAUAAAAUAGGACAUGAUUCUACAAUAAGAAUCAUGAAUCAUGUUUGUUGUCAUAUUUUUACUCAUAGUAGUAGAACUUUUUACAGAAUACAUUGUAAUUUUCACUCAAAUGUCAAAAUUUGGCGUAAUUUCAGAGUUCUCAUAAAUCUCAACUUGGUAUAAAGUUGAAUCUUGAUAAGAAUUUUCAUCCUUUCAUAAGUGUUUAUUCUUAUCACGUCUUACAUUUUAUCAGUUUUUUUCCUGGCACUAAUGGGCUUCCUUAUGAAAUGCAAAACUCAUAGGGGUUAUUUCAUGUACAGCUCGUGUAAAAACCUUAAUUUCCCAUGUACAGAAGUGGCUCAAUGAUUUUUUUUUUCUUUUAUUGAAUAAUUUGUGACAAUUCAGAGUGAGUGACAAAUUGAUAUGCAACACUUUCUGCAAGUAAUACUGUGAAGGAGCUGUCAAACAGUUAAAACCAAUCAAUGUGGGAUGAUGAUGACCUUGAACUUUAACAAUUAUGUCUGAGAAUUUCCUUACGUUAAAAAAAAAAAAACAAAAAAAAAAAACAAAUCCUUUUUAUUAACUUCUUCACUGUUCAGGUGUCUGUUCCAACCCUCUCUUGUUGCUGUGAAGUGCUGCCGCCCUCCUGUUUCCAUUGUCCAGAUCCAUGUGGGUUUUCUGGUGUUUUGUGAUAAUUCAUGGACUCUUUAAGUUGAGUACCUUUAUCAACUUUACAUUUCUUUGCCCUGAAAUGAUGCCGUUUGGAAGGAAUGAAAGUGCCCAAAUUCAACUAAAGGUGGUUAUGCAAGGAAGGAUGGUGCCAUUUUUCUUGUCGUCGACAAAUUCCAGGUCAAACAGGAAGAAAUGUGCUUGUGUGCAUGUGGAGACUGUUUUCACCAGUGUGAUAGUCCACAUUUUAGGAUUUGUUGACGAGAAGAAAAAUGUAAAAACACCAGCGUGAUGAUGAAUCAACUGAUAAUAAACCAUUUUCACAGAAUGGUAUUUGUCUGAAUUCAGGUUUGCUCACUGAUCUUUUCUUAAGAUGAGUAAGAAUCAAGUGAGGGUAUACAUGUCUAUUUUAACACCAGCUGACAGACCACUAAUGUCUGCAUGGUUUUAGCUGCCAUCAUUAGUGAUAAACACUUAACUGUGCUUUAGGGGCUGCCUCCAUUCUUUGUGCUAAAAUAAACACAUCUAUGGUUAUUACUUUAAACACAAUUAUCCCUGAAUGUCAAAUUGACUGUUUUAAAUGUAAAAUUUAACAGCUUAAAUACUAAACUACAUGCACAACCUGCUCUCAAAAAUUCAGUGUUCAGGACAAACAUGAUCAUUAAACAUGCCAAUCCUGCUAAUCAGGCUGAAAGGGCAGUGGCAUGGAUAAUGGUUAGUGUUAGUUUAUGUUAGAUUAUCAUAAAGAAUGGAAAUACAGGCCGUCAAAACCUGGCAACACUUCCAAAGCGCAUGAUAAACAUAAUGCAUCUUAUUUAGUACAUGCAUGUAAACAAAACACUUUUUUUGGUGGGAAUUGCUGGAACUAUUUAUGGACAAGUGUUAAACCAUCUCUUCAUGGCCUUGUGUUCUAUGAAACGGCUUACAGCCACUAAACCCUACCGCAUGUUAAUCUGUGAGCUUUAGAAGUGUUUGCUGGUAUAUUAUUGUGAAUAUUUGUAAAGUUGGACUAUCUGUUCACCUGUUUACAGACUUUAUGUUACGCUAACUUUAAGCUACUGUAGGUAAACAACCCACAGACACGAGUUUUAUAUCCAUCUGACUUGCAUUUUCUAAAAUGUUCAACAUUUGUUAAAAUCUAAAUUUUAGUUCAGUUACAACUCAUGCGAAUUGGCUCUAACAC
Messenger RNA from Sphaeramia orbicularis (orbiculate cardinalfish), 6390 nucleotides. RefSeq names its product exportin, tRNA (nuclear export receptor for tRNAs) (gene xpot). The transcript is spliced from 24 exons. The record is from RefSeq and is a predicted model, not a curated record. Gene Ontology annotation, cellular component: nuclear matrix; nuclear pore; cytoplasm. NCBI's taxonomy places the organism in Eukaryota, Metazoa, Chordata, Actinopteri, Kurtiformes, Apogonidae. The coding region runs from base 192 to 3107 and encodes 971 amino acids. Gene Ontology annotation, molecular function: small GTPase binding; tRNA binding. Gene Ontology annotation, biological process: tRNA re-export from nucleus.